This is a messenger RNA of Talaromyces marneffei, 2886 nucleotides long. RefSeq lists its product as uncharacterized. Gene Ontology annotation, cellular component: HOPS complex; endosome. The record is from RefSeq and is a predicted model, not a curated record. The coding region runs from base 1 to 2886 and encodes 961 amino acids. NCBI's taxonomy places the organism in Eukaryota, Fungi, Ascomycota, Eurotiomycetes, Eurotiales, Trichocomaceae. The transcript has 3 exons. Gene Ontology annotation, biological process: intracellular protein transport; organelle fusion; vesicle-mediated transport. Gene Ontology annotation, molecular function: protein-macromolecule adaptor activity.
AUGGUGCUAGAUCAAUCUAGCGGUUAUGUUGCUCCGAGCAAUGCGUCCGAAGCGCCCGAUCCGUCACUCCCCAUCUUCGACGUGCGAGAUGUCCAGCUUCAAUUCUCGAUCGCGGCAGACUUUGUAGCUGCGCAAGUGGCUAAUAAUGUCCUGAUAUUGGCACUCGCAACAGGACGCAUAUUGCGGAUAGAUCUGGAUAGUCCGGAGGAUAUCGAUGAUAUCGAUCUACCUAAGAAAUCUUCAGAAACUGGAGUCAUUUGUCGAUUGUUCCUCGACCCUACCGCUUCGCAUCUAAUCAUCACCACAACGCUCGGCGAUAACUACUAUCUACAUACCCAGUCCCGUCAACCUAAAUUAUUGUCGCGCCUAAAAGGCUCGAUCGAAAGUGUGGCCUGGAACCCUUCAGAACCGACUGCGUCUACAAGAGAGAUUCUGGUGGGGGUCACCGAUGGGAAUGUGUACGAAGUGUAUAUUGAACCUUCAACCGAAUUCUAUCGUCGCGAAGAGCGAUAUGUCACGAACGUCUAUCGAGUUCCGGAUACGUCAAUCACUGGUAUCUUCGCCGAUUUGAUACCAGGGAAACCGGAUCAGCGAUAUGUGGUUAUAUCGACACCUACGAGGUUAUUGCAUUUCCAGGGGCAUGCUGGUCGUCAUGGGAAAGACGGUGUUUAUGCUGAGCUAUUCCAGCGCAAUACGCCUACCGUGCAUGAGAGUCCAAGGGCUACAAAAGCAGCGCCUUCGUCUCUGGCAAUUUCACCCCAACAGACGGAGGAGUAUCAUAUUGAUGGGCAGCCAUCAGAAUUGCGAUUUGCGUGGCUUUCUUCCCCGGGUGUACUGCAUGGUUUGUUGAAUCAUGCUUCGUCUGACGGAAGCAAAAUUAUGGAAAAUGCUUCUCUAGUUCCACGAGAUGUAUUCCCAGCGACGGAAUCUGCGCGUGGUGGGAAAAAACUCAUCCAAGAUCCCGUGACUGCUAUUACCCUUUCACAGUGGCAUGUGCUCGCCCUGGUCGAAGGACACGUAGUCGCCGUGAACUUGCUCAGUGGUGAAGUUGUAUACGAUCAACCAGUUCUCGAACCGGGACAGACAGCUCUCGGUCUUUUUAGUGAUCGCGUAAAAAAUACAUACUGGCUCUUUACGCCGCGUGAGAUCUACGAAAUUGUGGCUUAUGAUGAAGACCGCGAUGUAUGGCGUCAUUUUUUGCAAGAGCAGAAAUUCGAUGAAGCUCUUCGAUAUGCACAGAGUGCUUCGCAAAGGGACGCUAUUGCCACCGCUUCAGGCGACUAUCUUGCUAAUAAAGGAAAGUAUCUGGAAGCAUCUGCAGUAUGGGGAAGGAGUAGCAAGAGCUUUGAAGAGGUUUGCUUGACGUUUAUCAAUGCGGGUGAACAUGAUGCCUUGCGCAAGUACCUUUUGACCAAACUUGCGAGCUACAAAAAGUCAUCUGUGAUGCAGCGUACGAUGAUUGCAAGCUGGCUUAUAGAAGUAUUUAUGGCAAAGUUCAAUUCUCUUGAUGACACAAUUGCGACCAAGGCAGAGCUUGCAGAAGGCACUAGCACCGGAGAAUCAAAAGCGCAGCUUGAAAGUAUUCGAGCUGAAUUCGAGGAAUUCGUGACUAAAUUUCAGUCUGAUCUGGACCAGAAGACUGUUUACGACAUUAUUAGCAGUCACGGACGUGAACAAGAACUGCUUUUCUUUGCAAACGCCACUAAUGACUACAAUUACGUUCUAUCGUACUGGAUACAACGAGAGAAGUGGACAGAAGCUUUGAAUAUGCUUCAGAAACAAACCGACGCCGAGGUCUUCUACAAAUACAGUACUGUACUCAUGGUCCAUGCUGCGGUUGGACUUGUGGAUAUCAUGAUCCGCCAAACGCAUCUCGAUCCUGAGCGACUAAUACCCGCCAUGCUCAGUUACAACAAUACGGUGAAGCCGACUCUGAAUCAGAAUCAGGCCGUGCGCUAUCUGAAUUUCAUCAUAGCGAACCAUCCUCAUCCGGCGGCAGCGGUGCACAAUACCUUAAUAUCUAUCCAUGCUUCCAGUCCUUCUACCAACGAAACGGCACUCCUCAGUUAUCUCGAAUCGCAACCCUCCAACUCACCUCCGUAUGAUGCUGAUUUCGCUCUCAGACUAUGUAUACAAUACGAACGAGUCCAAUCCUGCAUUUAUAUCUACAGCUCCAUGGGCCAAUACCAACAAGCAGUAGAACUCGCCCUCAAAUACGACGACAUUGAAUUCGCAGCCAUCGUCGCUGACAGACCCGAAGGCAACGACAAACUUCGAAAAAAGCUCUGGCUCCUCGUCGCCGAAAAGAAGAUCCGCCAGCCUGGCACGGGCAUCAAAGACGCAAUUGAAUUCCUCCGUCGUUGCGAAUUACUUCGCAUCGAAGACAUGAUUCCAUUCUUCCCAGACUUUGUGGUAAUCGACGACUUUAAAGACGAAAUUUGCAAAGCCCUCGAAGAAUACUCCAUUCACAUCGACGAACUACGUCAAGAAAUGGAUGCAUCCGCCCAAACAGCAGGUCAAAUCCGAGCCGAAAUCACCGAUCUAGAUAGUCGGUAUGCCAUCGUCGAACCCGGCGAAAAAUGCUGGAUUUGUUUAUUGCCAUUGUUGAGUCGACAAUUCUUCGUGUUUCCGUGUCAACACGCUUUUCAUAGCGAUUGUCUGGGCAAGGAGGUUCUGGAGGGCGCUGGUGGGAAGAAGAGGUAUAUACGGGAUUUGCAGGCGCAGCUGAACAAAGGUAAUUUGUCGGCGAGUAGGAGGGAGAAGAUUAUUGUGGAGUUGGAUUCGUUGAUUGCGGAGGCAUGUAUAUUAUGUGGUGACCAUGGAAUCAGGCAGAUAGACAAGCCAUUCAUCACUGAUGCGGAUAAUGUGGACGAAUGGCAGCUAUGA